This is a messenger RNA of Dendronephthya gigantea, 1847 nucleotides long. RefSeq names its product plasmolipin-like. Gene Ontology annotation, cellular component: membrane. Lineage: Eukaryota; Metazoa; Cnidaria; Anthozoa; Malacalcyonacea; Nephtheidae. Bases 151 to 714 code for a protein of 187 amino acids. The transcript is spliced from 5 exons. The record is from RefSeq and is a predicted model, not a curated record.
UGCACCAUCUCGCAUGUUCUUUGUAUGGUCAAAGUGAAGUAUUUACACACAGUGGCGUGAGGCAUUUUAUACAUAGUUUUCGAAAUUGAAUAUUUGAUUCAUCUUCCUCGAUCAAGCUGAUAUUAAAAUUGACGUUCAAGUAUAGCUAACAUGGGGAAGAUAUCAAAAGGCCUGGCGUACAUCCAAUCAAUUCCAUUCUAUUUGAAAAUUGCUGCAUUUAUUGUACUGCUGAUAGCCCUGGGCACUCUUGGGACUUUUCUCGACAAAAUUGUGUUCGGUACUUAUGGAAAGAAAGAGCGUUUAGAAUUCUCAAUGUUUGUGAUCGUUGUCUCAUGGCUCCUCGUGAUACUGAUGGCAGUUUUGUUUGUUUCUGGACUUCAUGAAAAGAUAUCUGUUAUCAAUUGGCCAUUGACGGCUGCAAUCAACAUGGCCAUCUGGGCUUUGCUGCUGUUCAUUUCGGCAUGUCUCAUCGCAGACACUGCUCGUCAGUAUGAUAAAAGCGUAACUGGUGGGAUUUCUCUUUGCGAUUUUCUUGACAAUGUCGAUCACGAUGCUAAAUGUGGUCAUCUUAUUGCUGCAUCGAUUAUGUGUUUCAUUGCAACCAUCAUCUUUGGCGUGGACGCAUUCUUAAACAUAAAGAUAUGGCGUGGAGCAGAACCAUCGUCAUCAACAGCAGCAGCACCGCCAGCUCCCGCUAAUGUACAGUCGUCAUAAACUGGUUUUAUGUCAGAUAUUUUAACGCAUUUAGUCUUAGUUUAGUGCUGUAGUUAGCUCCCAGCUCCCUAUCGGUUAAAGACUGCAUGUAGUGAAUAUGUGUUUGUCUAAAUAAGGAAUUGUUUUCCGCCUCUUAGCGAAGUUGUAGUUUCGUUCAUUACGUAUAAGUUUUGAAAUAUAGACUGAAGAUGUGUAUUUUUAAUAGCAUCUUCUUUAACGCGGAGGCAACGUAUAGUCGUUUUUAUUUUAUAAUCAUGUAUUUCAAUGCAAUAUAUUCUAAUAAACAUUUUAAAAUGAAAUGGCAGUCUGGCAGAGGCUUUAUUUGAGCAUGUCAGUUAUUUUACUUGAGGAGCGCAAUUUUUUUUUAAGUAUAUAUCAUGCAACAUGUGCCUAUUUCUCGACCUAAUGUUGAGAGGCAAACUACAGAAGUUUGUGCGUGAUAUCUUUCUCUGAUUAACACGAGUCAAUAUGUCUAAUAAUAGAUUGACGAAGUUCUAGAAACUAUGAGUAUAGAUUAUGCUGUGUGUAUUUGAAACUUGAAGCCUUUAUAUAUUAGUAUUCUGUCCGGCGUUUUACAAUAUUAAUGAAAACUUUUGUGACUUUAUUGUGUGAGGUAUAUUGAUUAAUCGUGUGCUUACUGCUGCAUGUAUAAAAAAAGGUGUUUCAAUGUUAGCUGGUUUACCGCACACGAGUGUCUAUAUCACAGAGCUGCUGAACUGGAUUUUUUAGACGUAUAAGAGGUAUGAAAUGAUUUUUUCUGUGUAUAAGGUCCUGCCAAAUGGUGAUGGGGUUAUGCCAAAAAGUUGGGUACAAGAGGCAGAGCUAUGCCGCACGCUAUGGCUCUCGACUUGGCAUUCUGAAGUUUGCUUUACUGAUAGGUUUCUAAAAGCGCACAGGACGUGAUGUUUAGCCUCGUAUGCGGUGUUUUGGUCAAAAGAAAUUUUGGUGACCAACUUUGACCAUUCAAUUACGGAUUUCUAUACAGACAAAUACAACAGCUGAUCUCAAAUUGAGAUAGAAAUUCGCGUUCACGUCAAAAAAUCAUUUUAAACUAUGAAUUCAAUUCUCAGUAUUUUUUUGCAGAUAGUGAAAUCAACAUGUCUGCAUUAGGACAGGGAUGGUAUUACUUCAAG